AAAAAAAGGGAACUGCAUGAAUGAAUGAAUCCUUUUGGAAGAACGGAACUCCUAAGUACUUACCUUUUUGUUGUGAAGUGGAGACUGAAGUCCCUAGACCACCGGAAUAUUUUAGCAAGAUUCCGCAUUUAAAGCAUCGUAACCACAACCAUUGGAGUUGGGUGUUUUGUAACUGUGUAAAGUACGGUCAGAAAUGGUAUUGUAGUUCUAGAAGGAGACAUUAUUAUUGUAUGAAGUGUCGAGAGUACCAAUUCCCCCGUGGAGACCAAUUGAAUAGAGUGGGAAUUAAUAGACUAAUUUGUGGGUGGGAAUUAUUAGUACCUGAAACCUGGGAAGUGUAUGAGAACGAUUGGCCUGAAACUAUAAGGCAGUGUGCUAUCAGAUUCGCGUGAAAGCGAGCUAGAGGUAUCACUAAAAUGGAUUCUGCUCUUAAAUAAAAUUUGUGUAAGGAAUGCUGGUGGACACACUGUAGGAACAACCACCCAUUUAGGGACGGCUGUACACAGUGUACCCAAAGGAGGAGGGGACUAAACACGUCUGCCUUACGGGGGGUGGGUAGCUAUGGGAAAUCCCUAACCAACCCGAAGCUCCUAUAACCCUGAAUCCUGCGAGUGUCUUGUCAUUUCCCAGGUAAUAUAAAAUAUUCUGCACAGUUCCCGGAGAGGAGCUGAAUCCUGUAAGGGCUUUGCAAGUGGAAAACACGCCCUUAAGAAGUACAACUGCUGCCAAGAAGAUGAGAAACCUCGCUGCUCCAGGCACCGGAGUAGGCGAAGUAGGCAGAGGCGUACGGAAAAGGAAGUGUGAGUACACCGUGAGAUCAUCGGCGGGUAAUAGCGAGAAACAGACACUUCGAGAGGAAAAAUGGACUCUGAGAGCCCGACCAGGUAUGCCCUGGCAAAGAGAUAAUCGGGAAUUGACAUCGACACCUAUUGGUGUUCCUUGGGGAACCCCACCAGCAAUCCGUGUUUGGAUGAUGUUACUGUGGUAUUUGCUUGUUGGGCAUACGGUAUCUGGCAAUGUCAGCCAUCAACCCUUCAAAUGGUCACUAAUACAAUUAGAACACUCAGUUGUCAUACAAACCAGAAUUACCCCGGGCGCUCCCUCUUUCACGGCCCACUUAAGUUCCCUAAUAAGGUCAUACCAUGGAUGGGCCCCCAUUGAUGAGAAUACUCGCAAGUAUACAGUUCAGCAUAAAGCCUUUUAUAUGUGUCCAGCUAACAAUCCAGGAAAAGAAUAUUGCAAUCACCCAGCUGAAUAUUACUGUGCAUAUUGGGGCUGUGAAACAAUAGCAUCAGAAUGGGCACCAGGGGGAGGAAAAGACCAAUUUUUAACUGUAGGAUGGGGACCGUCAGGAUGUCAAAAACCCACCUAUGGGCCUCAAGGUACGAUUCGAGGAGGCACAUGUUGGCAUAUUUAUCUUAACAUUUCGAAACCUGAGGAUCUAGGAUGGACUAUAGGGAGAACAUGGGGAAUCAGGUUUUGGGAACCAGGCACUGAUACAGGGGGAAUAAUUUUAAUAAGGAAGGAACCAGUGCCCAAUGAACCCUCCGGUGUGGGACCAAAUCCAGUAUACAAUGGCCAAGCUACGGGAGGGGUUAGAAAAAUGAAAAAAAGACUGGGAAACACAACAGAGUUGGUAUGAGUCUAUGUUUAAUUAUUCACCCUGGUUAACCACCCUAUUGUCAACUAUUGCAGGACCUCUUAUUUUGUUGAUCUUAUUUUUGACUUUUGGGCCAUGCAUUUUUAAUAAGUUGAUCGCUAUUGUUAAAGGGCACUUGGAAGCUGCACAUUUAAUGCUGCUACGAAAGCAAUAUGAACAAAUCGGGGACGGAGGAAUUACUCCUAUCCUCGGGCGGGCAAAAGAAGCAUUGGAUCGAUUUAAUGAACAAAAUCAGGAUAAAAUAGAAAAGGGGGGACUGUAAUAAACAGGUUAACUUUGUUCAUAAAAUCUCACGUGGGGGUAGGGACGUUACCGCCCCACUUUGUACUCUGGCUCCCAUAAGUCCAUGCUUGAACGAAAAGCCCUUCUAUUUUUGUCCUAGUUUUAAUCCAGGGAAGGGGUAUUACAAUGCACCUAACCAAUAUUACUGUACUUAUUGGAACUGUGUUACAAUUGCAGAAUAUUACUGCUAACCUUAACUUUUAGUCCAGGUGUUUUAAAUAAAGUUAUAGCCCUUGUUCAAAGCAAGAUAGAAUCAAUCCAAUUAACGAUAAUAAGACAACAAUAUAACAACUUAGAUCUUACAUACCAAUCGGGAAGGAGGGAGAGACAUAUUGAGAUUUAACAGAUGCCCCGUGUAAAUAACAAAGCUUGCUUAAAUGGUGCGUAAAGGUCACGGGAAAAGGGCAACGGCUAUAACUUACUAGCUACGGAGGGAAAAGAACAACAGCUAUAACUUACUAGAUAAGGAGGGAAAAGACAACAGCUGCAAUUUACCAGAUAAGGGGAUUAAUUCUGCCAAGAUCGUACUUCUCCACAUCAAAGGACAUUCUACAUCAAAAGACACUCAUCCUUGAGAAGAUCGACCGAAUCUGCCUGCACGAGUGAAGAAAGAAGAAGCAGGACAAGGUGGAGACUUACAAGAAAGGGGUGCAUAAACUGCAUAUAAGGAAUGUAACUAUAACAUAAAGUGCGAGCCGUUGGUAGAGCGCGGACUCCCCGGCCGCCCAGCGCUGUUUUGCUCUCUUAUCGCUUGCUAAUAAAUUCGAUCUUUUUAUUUAA
Messenger RNA from Aquila chrysaetos chrysaetos, 2722 nucleotides. RefSeq lists its product as uncharacterized. Bases 734 to 1642 code for a protein of 302 amino acids. The transcript is spliced from 2 exons. Lineage: Eukaryota; Metazoa; Chordata; Aves; Accipitriformes; Accipitridae. The record is from RefSeq and is a predicted model, not a curated record.